AUGCUGUACGGUAAACUCAGGGGAGGUUCCAGAGACUUGAUAGGGGGGGGGGCUAAUAGUUAUCCGGCACCCGGUGAAUCGGCUGAAACUGGCAACUCCACAGGCGUAACUGACGGCAAUCUGACCUCGGGAGCAUCGCAAUUUGCGCUCACGGCCAUAUUGGGUAAUGACAGACAUCUCUUCUUCGGCGGAAAACCAUGGAAAUCGCAGCUUUCCGGAGAUUUCUGUGUAUUUUCCCGGAGAUCGUCUGCAACCGGUAUCAUAAUUUCGGCCGUGGACUUCCACCCGAUCUCUGGUGCUUCGACAGUGGAAUCUUUUGGUAAGGCCGUGUUCGUUAACGGUGUUACACUUUUUGUGCACCUGCAAACUAUUGAAAUCACCGCUUCCCGACUGUUCCUGCUUAUUUUCUUGGAUAUCGUCGAAAAUCGGUAG
Molecule: messenger RNA, 432 nt
Organism: Macrosiphum euphorbiae (potato aphid)
Lineage: Eukaryota; Metazoa; Arthropoda; Insecta; Hemiptera; Aphididae
Source: the annotation of a GenBank genome assembly